GAAACCUACAAUAGCCAUCAUCUUUUUAUUUAUUUGUGUUAUGUAUAUUUUAUUUUUCCAACUAAGCUGAAAUUCUGGCCGAAGAAGAACGCUUUUCGUUGAACUGAGCCCCCGUGAUGAGUUACAGAAGGGAGCACCGUUCUUCUAGAUCUGCUCUCUUUGAUGACCUUGAGGAGGGCGGCCUGAGGACUAGCUCUUCAGUUGAAAUUAAAGAGCAUGACAAUGACAAAGCCCUCCAUACUUUGGAAGAUAGAGUUUCUAUUCUGAAAAGGUUGACAGGUGACAUUCACGAAGAAGUGGAGAGUCAUAAUCAUUUGCUUGACCGGAUGGGAAAUGGCAUGGAUGCUUCAAGGGGUAUAAUGUCAAGAACCAUGGAUCGAUUCAAGAUGGUUUUCGAGCAAAAAACGAAGUGGAGAACUUGUAGACUUGCAUUGUAUUUUGUAUUGUCCUUUUUACUUCUUUUCUAUCUCAUCAGGUUCCUCAGAUACUUCAUGCAAAGUUGAAGUAAGAUUUCUAUGUUGAAUCAACUCGAAGUAUUGCACAACUGUGACGACCUUGCAUAGUCCUUGUUUCCACAAGAACACUGAAAUACAGACCGUACUUUCCUGCAAUACAAGAUUUGUCAAAAUGCAUAGUUUCUGCUUCGAAGGAGUGGAACAGAUGGUCAUUUUUUUUAAUCACUAUUCUUAAUUAAUUUUUUUAUGGGUUAAAAGGCCAUAUCCGUCAGUUUAGGUAUAUAUAUAUCUUGAUUUAAAUCAUGAGUAUAUUAUGCUCAUGCUUAAUAAGGUUUUAUUUUCAGGCUAGUACAGGACACACUAUCUCAUUGACUCCCAUUUUGAAUCAGUAUAUUUGGGCAGGUUUGAAACUGGAUUUUGUUCUAUUGACCUAAACUAAAUUAGAAUCAUUUAGUUGCAAUUAUCGGACUA
Messenger RNA from Cucumis sativus (cucumber), 926 nucleotides. RefSeq names its product bet1-like SNARE 1-2. The coding region runs from base 117 to 503 and encodes 128 amino acids. NCBI's taxonomy places the organism in Eukaryota, Viridiplantae, Streptophyta, Magnoliopsida, Cucurbitales, Cucurbitaceae. The record is from RefSeq and is a predicted model, not a curated record. The transcript is spliced from 6 exons.